Messenger RNA from Eurytemora carolleeae, 3726 nucleotides. RefSeq names its product large proline-rich protein bag6-B. Gene Ontology annotation, cellular component: BAT3 complex. Lineage: Eukaryota; Metazoa; Arthropoda; Copepoda; Calanoida; Temoridae. The transcript has 7 exons. The record is from RefSeq and is a predicted model, not a curated record. Gene Ontology annotation, molecular function: polyubiquitin modification-dependent protein binding; misfolded protein binding. The coding region runs from base 16 to 3711 and encodes 1231 amino acids.
AAUAAUGAAAUUCACAUGAACUUCGAUUUAUUGAACAUAGGAAGUAUGUGGACUGUGACGGUGAAAACAUUAGAUUCACAAAAUCACAAGUUUGACGAUGUUGAUCCAACUCAGACUGUGGCAGAGUUUAAAUCAGUGAUUGCUGAGAAAGUGAAAGUUGAUGCUAGCCGCCAAAGACUUAUAUUUUGUGGCCGGGUUCUUCAGGAUAAUCAGAAGCUUAAUGAUUAUGAUGUGAACGGACGGGUUAUUCAUCUAGUUCAGCGUCUCCCCCCUGGAGCAAACCAGGGGCCUGAUAGGGUUGCGGAGAGUGAAGCAAGAGCAUCAAGCCGGGGUCCGUCACCCUCUCCUAGAGGUAGGAUUGAACAUAUUCAUGUACAUACGCAAGAUAUACCAUUCCCACAGUUCCUCUCCUCUCCGAGUGGAGCUGUCGGUCACUCGAGUCCCUUGGUUAGACUAAAUGUAGCUAGAGAGAUGUUGGUCCAAGCAAACAGGAAUCUGGAUAGAUUAGAUAAUCCUAUUGCUGUCAGAGAAGAAGCAGACCUACCUGGAGCAAAUAUAUCUGAACCUGAUGUUGAAAGCCCCCUGGGGGAACAUGUUCAUGGAGAGAUGGGGUUUGCUGCUGGUCCUAUUCAUAUUGAGAUGAUGAGUAUACCUGUCACAGCUGAUGGAGCUGUUGUAGGAGGAGCAGGAGCUCAACCUGGGUUUGCUGAAGCACUUUCUGCCAUGUUUACCGGAAUGGGGCCUAGACCAGGGCAGGGAGGAAGUCCAAGAAGAAUGUCAUUUAGAUUCGAAAACGGAGUGAUGGUUCCAAAUAAUGGGACUCCUGGAGCUUCAACUGGGAAUGGAGGAGCUGCUUCUCCAGCCUCCAGUACAGCUAAUACUUCAGCCACAAGAGGUUCAUCCACACCAUCACAAACUACAGCUGCUACAACAGCUUCUACUGCUACGCCUCUUCUAGCUAGUGGUGCAACAGGAGCUAGUAGUUCUACUCCCUCAGCAGACAGUGUUGCUUCAUCUUCAGAAACUAGUAGUGCCACUCCUACAGGAGCUAGUGGGUCUACGCCUCCUGGAGCUAGUGGUUCUACAUCUCCUGGAGCUAGUGGUUCUACAUCUCCUGGAGCUAGUGGUUCUACACCUCCUGGAGCUACGGGAGCAGAUGGUGAAGGUGCCGGAUCAGGUUUAAGAAUCAGACAUCCUCCUCCCGAGGUUUUGGCUGAAGUUCUAGAAGAAUAUCAGAGAACCAACGCCAGGUUGGUUGUUCAUCAAAAUAAUCUUAUUCCUUUACUCCGAGCUGAUGCUGUUUAUUCAGAAGAGGAAACGAAUGUGCACCAAACCAUGUUUAAUCUUGUUUCUCAAACAACACAUUUUUUAUCCCAUGCUCAGCACGCUAUGUCUGAUAUAAUGUUAAACUUCUCUCGACCUCCUCCGAGACAGCUCCGAGCUCGACUCUUCGUAAUACCAUCUAUUGUACACUCCGCCAGGGUUCACGCUGGACCUGUUAUCUCCGUGACCGCUGGAGAAUCUGCCCGAGGUACGGGCAGAACUUCAACAUCAACGAAUACUUCUACCAGUACAGCAACAUCAACAUCAGCUCCUGCUCCUACUGCUUCUGUUUCUUCAGCAACGUCUACAUCUACAACAACAAGUAGUACCGCAAGACAACGCACAGCAAGGAUGUCUACUGGUGGAAGGGCUCCUGGUGGACAGGCUCCAGGUGGUGCUAGUUUUACUGUCAGGGCAACUCCUCAUCCGGAGCAGAUGACGAAUGGUAUUCAUACUCUGGUUCAGAACGCUCUCCAGCAGGCUUUUAGAUCAGUCCCAACCUCGACCUCAUCUACGCCUGGUCGAAGAGGAAGUACUCCAGGCGUACCUUCAACAGGAGCAACUACAUCAGGAAGCUCCGCUAGUAGACCACAGAUGGGACAUUUUAAUAUACCGUUAACUCCACAGAUUGCUUCAAUGGGUAACAUGAAUUCUUUUGAUCCAUUCCUACAGUGCAGUUCUCAUCAUAUCCCUAACAACAGGAGUCCGUUGGGAGCCAGAGUCUCUUCUAGAACUAGACCUGGUAGAUCUGAGCCGGGAAGCGCAGGAGCUAGUAGAACAUCUUCUCUAGACCGACGUUCUACUAUAAACCGUGCUAGAACUGCCCCUACUCUCGGCAGCUCAUGGAUAACUUCGGGAACCACGUCGAGCACACCUUUAGAUAUUUCUCUUGGAGGUUUAUCCGGUACAGCGGGUUUGCCUGGAGUAGCUGGAGUACCCGGAGUACCUGUUCUAGACGCUCAAAAUAUACCCGUCGAACUUGCAGACAUAGGCAAUAUCUUUAGUCAGAUUUUCGGAGGUUCUACGGAGUCACCGAACCAGGAUGAUAUGAACGUGAUGAACGUUGUCCAAGGGAUAAUGGGCCAGGUUAUCAGUUCUCUAGGUGGACAACAGGAGUCAAGGACAAUAGCAGAGUUCCUCAAUACUCUUCCAGACUACAACUAUGUCGAGGGAGAAAGUUUAAUCACGGAUCUUCUCAUGACGUUGGCUCAGCACAUGAACUUCAGUGAUUUGAUGGGCGUGGUUGGACGGAACCCGAGCAGUUACGGAGGACUUCAGGCUCCGCUCCAGAGGUUUAUUCGUCAGAGGAUUCUAGAAGGGAAAGAGGCUACACGAGAAAACCUUCAGACCUGUCUCAUCAACAUCAUGGAUGAAUGGUAUCCAGAGAUGGAAAAUGCAACGUCUGCCGUGAAUAUCCGAGAUGAUAUUGUUUAUUCUGAAACUGCACAUAGAUUCCUCUCCGAUAGACCAAUGGAUCUGUUGAACCUGAUCAUGGAGGAGGACAACGAGUCCUUCCAGGCCAGGGUUGGACCUCUCCUCCGUCUUAUUGCAGCAGAGGGAACAGCUCUGUCUCUCCACUGCUUUUCCGACGGACAGGAGAGUUUAGAAAGACUCGUACAGAACAGGCUUAGUGCAUUAGCUCAUGAUAUUGGACCUAUGAUUCGUCAGUGGACGACAGGUUCGGCCAUAAAUCAUCUUCGCGGGUUCGUCACUGGUGUCCACGUAGAACUGGACGAGGUUAGACGAUUUAUUGUUCGUCGGGAAUCCAUGGAACAGUACGCUGCGGCUAGAGCAUCUAGACGAGCAGGACGUAUUCCCGUUCCAGAUUCUGGUUCUCAGAUGGAGGUGAGGACAGAGGGAUCUCCGGCUACAAUGGAAGUAGACCAGGAGGAGUUUCCAGUCGAAGAUGCUCCAAUGGUUUCUAUGGAAGUUCCAAUAAUUCCUGAGAACGGAGCAGUCCCAACCUUUCCUGCGUCCCUACUCAAUGUACCCCUUGAAGUAGGGGAAACAGAUGCCGAGGGAUGGCAGGGUGCUGUACCACCUGAAUGGGUUCCUAUUAUAUCCCGGGAUUCAAGACAAGUUGCUCCACGUCCUCUUCCCUAUAGUGAUGCAUAUAUUAGCGGUCAACCUUCCAAACGGAGAAGAUUAAACCAUGAGAAGAAACCUCGAGGAGACACUAUUAACCUUAUUUCAGAAACAUUAGAGGAAGCUGUAGAGAGCAGUGGAGUAUCUCCAGUCCGUGGUCUAGAUAAUUUACUUAGUUCCGCUAGUUCUAGUUCUUUACUCCAGGAUGCAGUACAAGAUUUAACCACAGAUACCAUACAGGUUAUUAUUAUUAUUAGCAUUAAACCUACAGUCAAAGUAUCAUGUCCUGCAGAAUAUGUUUAAUUUUAACCAAUUUUG